Gaeumannomyces tritici R3-111a-1 is the source of this 342-nucleotide messenger RNA. RefSeq lists its product as hypothetical. The annotation marks the transcript as partial. The transcript has 2 exons. The record is from RefSeq and is a predicted model, not a curated record. NCBI's taxonomy places the organism in Eukaryota, Fungi, Ascomycota, Sordariomycetes, Magnaporthales, Magnaporthaceae.
AAUGCAUUACAACGAUUUAAAUUUACGUUAAAAAACGAUAAAGAUUUUAAUUACGAAAUUGUUAUUAGCGUGUUUUACUUAAGCAACAAGCGGGUACUUUAUAUAAUUAACGAAAGCAUAAAAUUUAAUGCUGCAGCGAUUUUAAAAAACUUAUUGGCAAAAAAAACCUGGGAAAUUUUAAAACGCUGCUGGAUAAAUGUUUAUUUAAAGCUUUUAAACCAAAUUUUUAUUAAAAUUUAUUAUUUCGUUAAAAAAAUCGAACAAACGCACGUUAUAUUACAAAAAGCGUAUUUAAUUAUAAAGGCCGAAUGCUUUAACGUUUUACUGGAAUUAUUGCUUUAA